UAUCUCGAUUCUCGCCCCCUUGGCUUGUGCUAAAAGUGGCUGGGCUGGAACUGUAUCAAGUUUGAAGUUUGUAUCCGCUUCAAUUCCCGUUUUGAUUCUCCAAUUAUAUUCUUCCAGGUUUUUGUAGGGCUUUCUGUUAAUUCGUCAUCUUUACGGUUACACUAUUAUCAGAAUGAAUUCUCUUCACCAUAAACUCUAUGAAAAGUACAAUCAAUUCAAGACUAGCAAGUUUACGGAAUUGGAGGAGCUCAACCGCAACCAAGAAGAGAAGUUCUUGGCUUUCACACAUGCUGCAGAUGAACUCUUACAACAAUAUAGAUUGGAGAAUGAAAGACUUGUAUCCGAAAAUGACGAUUUGAGAAGUGAAUUGGCUUCAGCAAGAUCUAGCAUGGAUGGUAAGAUUGCCGAGCAUCAGAAGCUUGUGAUGGAAGAAAAUAAAAAACAAAACUUUUCCGUGACCGAGGAGAGGGCAAAGAGAUUAGGUGCCCGUUCUUCUAAGAGAGCUAUUGAGAUUAUUGAUGACACUCAAGGUCGUGGCGAACAAGUCGCAAAGAGGAUGUUGAAAAAGCUACAUCAGAGCGCCAAUCCUCCAAAGCCUACCUCCCAUGCUUUCUGCCAGAAGGUAGGGAAGAGGUUCAGAGAUGUUGAUGGCCAUAUGCAGACUGCUUUCAUGCCGGCUUGGGACAUUUAUGACCAGCAUUCAGUGUCCGGAAGCUCACUCCUGGCUAAGGAUUGGUCGAGGGAGUGCAUCACUCCUGCUGAUCGGAUCAGCAUUGUUGAGAGAACGGGUCUUGAGGAGGCAGAAGAGCUCGGUGCCAGUGCCGCCUAUAAGCUUAACUCCUAUUUUCAGGCGGCUAUUUACCAAGCCAAUGCCUUUAAGGAAUCCGAGAUAUCUCUUUUGAAAGAGAAGUCUUGUUUGACUAGAGCGAUGAAGGAUUGGAAAUCUCGCGCUAACUCGGCUGAGGACAUGGUUGCCUCUCUUCUAAACAAGGUGAAGACUCUUGAGAAUGGCUUAGGAAAGAAGGAAGAGCAGAUCAUUGACGAGUACAUGGACUCAGAUCCUUUCCCAAAUUCUUGGAUGAUCAUGAUGACAGGAUACGCCCCUUGGUUUUCACCCUUGGUUGGGACAAAGCCCUUAAGGCGGUGGUUGCUCAGCACCCGGGUAUGUUCGACCCUUCUCAGUUCCCUAGUCCUUACCUCUCAGCUCAGUCCUUGGCUACCACUUCUUCUUCUCAUGAUCCUCCCGUUGUUGAGGUUGAGGAGGAGGAAGACGCGAAAGAGCCAAUUGGAGAUCAAACGGCCUAGAUGGGAGUAGUUUCAGUUCCUUUCAUUAAUCCUGCGAGACUUUAUUUGCGCUUGUCUUAUUCUGAACUCUGUUUAUUUAGAACUUAUGCCCUGCUCGACUAAGACUUGGUACUUAUUUGACUACUAUUCGGAGUUGUAAUAUAACUUUAACUUAUUAUCUAUGUUUGAGCUUCGAUCUUUCUCUUUGCU
This is a messenger RNA of Daucus carota subsp. sativus, 1494 nucleotides long. RefSeq lists its product as uncharacterized. Gene Ontology annotation, biological process: developmental process involved in reproduction. NCBI's taxonomy places the organism in Eukaryota, Viridiplantae, Streptophyta, Magnoliopsida, Apiales, Apiaceae. Bases 173 to 1315 code for a protein of 380 amino acids. The record is from RefSeq and is a predicted model, not a curated record. The transcript has 7 exons.